Messenger RNA from Phialemonium atrogriseum, 1596 nucleotides. RefSeq names its product nipped-B-like protein A. Gene Ontology annotation, molecular function: cyclin binding; ubiquitin protein ligase activity; ubiquitin conjugating enzyme binding. Gene Ontology annotation, cellular component: cytosol; nucleus; ubiquitin ligase complex. The transcript has 3 exons. Lineage: Eukaryota; Fungi; Ascomycota; Sordariomycetes; Cephalothecales; Cephalothecaceae. The record is from RefSeq and is a predicted model, not a curated record. Bases 185 to 1480 code for a protein of 431 amino acids. Gene Ontology annotation, biological process: protein monoubiquitination; protein polyubiquitination; protein autoubiquitination.
UCUGGGCAAACCUUUUCAAAAGCUUUCUUCCCAAGCCAGAGUAAACAAUUGAGCCGCGGCAGCUUAUGAGUAAGAAGCUCACCGCUCGAUUUUUCAGCCAUGUAUUCCAUUCCAUGAGACAAUAACCCCUCUCUCUUUCCGACCAUCAUUCACUUCUUACCAAUCCCCACGCUCAACCUCCAAGAUGGCCAGCCCUCCUCCGCCGCCGGGAAUCUCCAUCUACGCCGAGCUCCUCCAGAACAUCCGCCAGGUCUCCGUCGCCGCCUCCCUGUCGUCGCCCGCCAACGCCUCCACCGCCGCGACCGUCGCCCCGAACGGCUCCACCAUCCGCCUCCGCCACGACGGCCUCGACGCCAGCCUCGCCCUCCCCGCGCGCGUCGCCGCCCCUCCUUCGGCCCUGCCCAUCCCGUCCGCAGCACCCUCGUCGUCCCUGGCGUGGAGACUGCCCCUCCUCCUCCUCGCGCCGGGCCACCAGGUGCGGCAGGAGCAGCACCGCUCGGACCUGGAUGCCGUCCCUUGGCCGGCCACGGCGCUGCUGCCGGGCGGGCCGGUGGGCUGUCGUGGGUGCGGUGGAUUGGUAGUGGGCGUGGGGAGGGUGCGUGCGUGGAAGGACCUGCCGAGCGAGAAUUGGGCUGAGAUGAUGGAGUUUUGGCACUGUCAUAAGCCUGGGGAUCACGGGCAUGGGCAUGGUGGCCAUGGGGAGGCGGAUGGGCGGGCGGAUGAGAAGAGCCUUGCUGCUAGAGGAUAUGGUGCCGACUCGGCCAUAUCGGCACAGGAGGGUGUUGGGUUUGUGGACUUGACGUCGUUCUUGUUUUCUGAGGGGGAUUGUGAGGGUAUCUUGUAUUCGCUGGCCUCGGGAACGGGGUCAACAGAUAGGUCUGCCCUGAUGGAAGAGGAAGCGGACGACGUUCGCCGAACCAUCCAUAUAUCCUGUGCUGGCUGUGAAGCUCGGCUGGGAUAUUUCAACCAAAGGACCUCGGCCGUCACACUCUUCAAAUGGCAAGUGUCAUGCACGACCAAGGAAUCGGCCACCUCCCUUCCGUCUCAACUCCCACCCCAGCCCACCGUCGCCGAGUGCCUAUCCGCAACCCUGAUCGCGACCACCUCGCGCUCCGGCUCCUCCAAAUCUCUCCUCGUCCCCAUCCCCGAAGGCGGGCCCGCCUCCGCCCCCGCCACCGCAACGGCCUCGCUCCACCUCUGGACCCUCAACAACACCAUCCGCUACUCGUCGACGGCCCUCGCCGACCCGACCACGCCCGUCCCGGCCAUGAAACUGCUCUACCGCACCGUCGGCGCGGCCGAGGCGGACCGCAUGCUCGACGCCGUCGCGUCCGACGUACAGGAGGUGGGCGGCCUCCCCGCCGACGCCGUCGCCGCCGUGGCGGCGGAGCUAGAGGUCGGGACCGCGUUGUUGCCGCCGGCAGAGAGGGAGUUUAGGGGCUGGCAGGUUGGGUUGUUGAGGAGGUGGGAGGGGGGUUGAGAGCGGGGGGUGGUUGGGCUGUUGGGUUAUGUGCUUUAGUUUGAGCCCUUGCUUUGCGGGGCGAGAGCUGGCUCAGCCUGCUUUCGGGUAGUAGGUUGGGGGAUUGAUGUGCGGAA